CAUCCUCCGCACACACCUCACAAAGCUGCAACAGAAUCUCAGGAGCCGCUCCAGGAACCAGAACCUGAACCUCAACCUCGGACCCAGAACCAGAACCAGAACCAGAACCUGAACCAGAACCUCGGACCCAGGACUCGGACCCAGAACCAGGACCAGAACCAGAACCAGAACCAGAACCAGAACCAGGACUGCGGGAUGUCUGCGAUCUGAAGCGGCCCGUGAACCAGCAGAGAACCGUCAUGACCAGGUCCGUGUGCGAGGAACAGCAGGGGCCCCGGGAGCCCCGGGAACCCCGGGAGCCGCAGGGGCCGCAGGGGCCGCAGGGGCCCCGGGAACCCAGGGAGCUCAGCACGGGGCUCACGGAGCCCAGGGGCCCCACGGAGCGCCAGGAGCCCCGCCAGGAGCCCCGCCAGGAGCCCCGCCAGGAGCCCCGCCAGGAGCCGCUUAGCCCCGCCGGCAGGGACCCGGAGAGCGGCGGGGCCGCGGGGGCCCUGGCGGGGGAGGAAGAGGAGGAGGAAGAGCAGUUCCAUCUGGAGGAGGAUGAGGAAGAGGAUGAUGAUGAGGAGAUGAUGGAGGAGGAGGAGGACGAGGAGGAAGAAGGAGAGAACAAACCCAAGAGGAGAGGACCGAAGAAGAAGAAGAUGACGAAGGCUCGCAUGCAGAGGUUCAAGAUCCGCCGGAUGAAGGCGAACGCCCGGGAGAGGAACCGCAUGCACGGCCUGAACGACGCCCUGGAGAGUCUGAGGAAAGUCGUCCCCUGCUACUCCAAAACACAGAAGCUGUCCAAGAUCGAGACGCUGCGUCUCGCCAAGAACUACAUCUGGGCCCUGAGCGAGGUGCUGCGCUCCGGCAAGGCCCCCGACCUCAUGAGCUUCGUCCAGGCGCUCUGCAAAGGUCUGUCCCAGCCCACCACCAACCUGGUAGCCGGCUGCCUCCAGCUGAACCCGCGGACCUUCCUGCCGGAGCAGACGCCGGAGCUGCCGGCCCACCUGCCCCCCCCCAGCGCCGGCUCGUACCCGGGACACUUCUACCAGAGCCCGGGGCUGACGGCCGGCCUGCCCAGCCCGCCCUACGGCUCCAUGGACCCGGCCCAGCUCUUCCACCAGGUCAAGGGUCAGCCCUACGGCCCGCUGGAGCCGUUCUUUGACGGCGUGCUGGUGCCGGACGGCCCGGCCUUCGACCCGCCGCUCAGCCCGCCGCUCAGCAUCAACGGGAACUUCUCCUCGUCCUUCAAGCACGAGGCCGGCGCCGCGGCCGACUACGACAAGAGCUUCCCCUUCGCCGUGCACUACGGCGGCGCCGGCGGGCCCGGGCUGUACGGCGGCGGCGCGGGGCCCAACACGCGGUGCGGGGACCUGCAGGUGGAGCAGCUCAUGGGCUUUGACGGACACUCGCACCACGAGAGGAUGAUGAACGCUCAGCUCAACGCCAUCUUCCACGAGUCCUGAGGGACAGGAGGACGGACGGACAGACGGACUUCUAUCCGUUCAUAUAGUCCAAGGGCCAGAGACAAAAUACCACUCAAGGUGACAAAACUUACUUAUCAUUUUUGAAAAGAUCCAUGCCACUCAGGAAGGUUUUCAUACCAGAAUAUCAUCUACAGACAUGGAUCUUUUCAACAAUCCUAAGCAGGUUUUGUCACCGUGAGUGGUUCUGAUCUCUGGUCUGGAACACGGACUAAUAGCUGUGUCUGUUUCUCAGCGACGCUGGUGUCACACAAUCAUACAACCUUUAUAGAGAAACGCUCUUAUCAUCCACGACUUCUGAAUAAUCAAUAAUCAAUGAGCAAUAAUCUGGAGAAAACUAUGCAAUUUUGUGAAAGCUGAGCGACGCUCAGCGGAUAAUUCCAAAUGUUGAGGAAUAAAGAUGUGUCUAUUUUUGGGUGGACGUGCGAGGCGACGGGAGGAAAAGUGUUCAUGUUGUUCAUGUGGUUUUUACUUUUUGCUUUUUAUAACGUUCCUGUAGCGUUGUCUUAACAUUUCAUGUGACUCUUGUUCAUAUUUUAUAAGAUAGAUGUUUAUAAGGGCCUUUUAUUAAAGGGAAUUCCACGUGA
Cololabis saira (Pacific saury) is the source of this 2053-nucleotide messenger RNA. RefSeq names its product neurogenic differentiation factor 1-like. The transcript is spliced from 4 exons. The record is from RefSeq and is a predicted model, not a curated record. Gene Ontology annotation, molecular function: protein dimerization activity. Lineage: Eukaryota; Metazoa; Chordata; Actinopteri; Beloniformes; Belonidae. Bases 240 to 1448 code for a protein of 402 amino acids.